Molecule: messenger RNA, 6213 nt
Organism: Drosophila subpulchrella
Lineage: Eukaryota; Metazoa; Arthropoda; Insecta; Diptera; Drosophilidae
Product: pikachurin
Exons: 15
Coding region: 864-4943 (1359 amino acids)
Molecular function (GO): calcium ion binding
Source: RefSeq, a predicted model, not a curated record
GUCAAUUAGAGUGUAAAAACGUUACGCUCCACGGAAAAACAAACGGAAUCGCUAGAAACGCCAGAAAUCAUCCGUAUCCGCCGUCAUCAGACAUCCGCUCGCAGGAUACAACCAAAAUAAUACAUAUACACAACGAAUACGAUAAAGCAAUUGCAGGAAACUGGCCAAAACGUGGUAAUUCGCCCAUGAUUCUGCAUUUUCAAGUGCUCCGAUCGAAAAUUCGGCGAUUCGAAAGUGCAAUGUGAAAGUCAGCUUAUACGACAGCUGAAUGUGUCAGUGUGUGAGUGUGCGAGUACCCCCUGUGUGUGAGUGAGAGUGUGUGGGUGUGCAGGAGUGUGUAAAUGUAAAUACCACGAAAAUCGCUGAACGCCGAAAAAUAAAGCACAAGAAAGAGAAGUAGAGGAGGUGGUGUGGAGAGGAGAGGAGAGGAGCGGAGUGGAGAGAAUCAGAAAUCAGCGAGCAACGGUACUUGGCCAGAGGCAGUUGAAGAAGAAGAAGAGGGAGCUGAAGAAGAAGCAGCAGCAGGAGCAACAGAAACCGUUGUACUAGGGCCGCAGGAGCUCUGCUACCAGGAGGUACGGAGCCAGGAGGACCAAAGGACUUGCGGCAGGAACAGGAGCAACAGUCGCGGAGGCAACGUUGAGACGCAUGCACGCUCCAUGCUCGCCGCUGGCUGAUGGCCAAAGGACUCGGAAUCGCAAUCGCAAUCGCAAUCGGAACUGUAACUGGAACUCCACAUCAUACGAACUCAAUUGAAUUGAGCGCGCCCUCCCAAAAAUAAAAGAGGAACCCUCGAACCCUUGAACCCUUCGCCGCAUCAAGCAUACGCCCCAUUGCGCACACACCUGUGGACAGAGUGCAGCAUGUCAACUUCAAAGCAUCACCAUUACCAGGUCCUCACCGUGUGGCUCCUCCUCAUCCUCCUGUCAUCAUCAUCAACGGCCAGCGCCGCAGUGAGUGCCAUUGCGGAGCCCGAGGAGGCGGCCUUUCAAGGCCACUGCGGACACACCAGCCCCUGCGACCAACUAUGCUACGAGAUCCACGAUGGAAUGUACGAGUGCGACUGCAUCGAGGGCUACGAGCUGAACAAGAACGGUUACAGCUGUCAAGUAAUUAACGCCACUGCCAAUGGCUUGGAUGGGCGUGGCAAGUCGGACGAGGAUGUGCUCUACCAGAAGGGCGCCUCGUUCAGUGCCAAGUUGGCCAACGACGAUGUUGGUAAGGAGAUGGCCAAGUCGCCGUUCGCCGGAUCCAACUCGCAAUCCGCAUUGCCGGCGGGCAAUGGAAACGGAGAGGAUGAAUCCGAUUCGGGUUCCGAAGGAGAUAGCUACGACUAUGGCGAGCAGGAGGAUAGCAAUUCGGAGACACAGGAGCAGAAGCAGAAGCAGCAAUCGCUGAAUCUUCAGCAGCAGCAACAGAAAGUCAAUUCAAACGAUUACUACAUAUCAGCGGAGAGCAUCAACUUCAAUUCGGAGUCAGAGUCUGAGGGUCAGGAACCGGAUGUGGCCGACUUCAAGGCGGCUAGCACAGCGCCCCCGACUCCCAGCAGAAGCACCACAAGGGAAACCACCUCCACCAGCACCACAACCACGACCACAACAACCAGAAGGGCACCCAGCUCAAACGGGGGAACCCAGAACCAAAACCGAAACCAAGUGGAUGUGGAUUACGGCGAGGAUGGCAGCGAUGACUAUAGCUACAGCUACAAGUCGGACAUGUCCGUCUACGACGAUGUCAACAAUAAUCAAUUAAACUUAAGACGCAACAGCAAAUCGCAAACAUAUCAGCAGACAAGCAAUACCAACACGGCCAAGAACCGGAGGAGGAACCCCAUUGUAACCAGCAAUAAGGUCCAAAUGCAUAUCACUAGGGAGUCCACUUCCAACAUAUCUACAGUGGGAGCCAUGACAACAGACAGCAGCACACCCACUUGCAAUCUGGAUUGUGGCCCCGAUGGAAUCUGUGCCUUGGAGGCCACUGCGGCCAGCUCUCGAUGUCUUUGUCCCUUUGGCAAAACGGGCACGGGCUGCCAGGAGGAUAUUCGAGCCCAUGUGCCGCGCUUCGCCAAGCGAUCCUGGCUAGCAUUUCCGGCUCUCCAUGGUGCCUACAAGCAUGUUCAACUCCGCAUCGAAUUCCGUCCAGAGUCUUUUGACGGCAUUAUCCUACUGAGUGGAGAGCGUGAUGAUCUCACGGGUGACUUCAUGGCACUUCUAUUGAACAAGGGCUUCGUGGAGUUCUGGUUCGACUGUGGAUCCGGUGUGGGCAGCGUACGAUCCCGCGAGACCAUCCUACUCAACGAGUGGAACUCAGUGAUUAUCUAUCGUCAUCGAUGGGAUGCCUGGCUGGUGCUCAACCAUGGCACCAAGGUUCAGGGUAGAUCCAAUGGCUUGUUCUCACGCAUUACCUUCCGAGAACCAGUGUUUCUGGGUGGGAUUGGCAACAUAACUGGAUUGACCAAGCGAUUGCCUUUAGCUGAGGGUUUUUCCGGCUGCAUUCGUCGCUUUGUAGCCAACGAACAUGACUACAAGUUCACAGAGCAUCCGUUGGGCGAUGUCAUUAAUGGAUUCGAUAUACAGGACUGCUCCACGGAUAAGUGCGUAAGAUAUCCUUGCCAGCAUGGUGGCAAGUGCCUGCCCUCAGAUCAAGGUGCUAUAUGCCUGUGUCCCAUUGGUUUUGUUGGAGAUCUCUGCGAGAUUCGAAUGGAUCUGCAGGUUCCCGCCUUUAAUGGGUCAUCGUUCCUGCGCUAUGCACCACUGGGCGAUAGUGCCCUUAUCUGGUUAGAGCUGAAGGUGACUCUUAAGCCGGAGCAGGCAGAUGGACUAAUACUCUACUCAGGUCCGGAACAUCGAGGAGACUUUAUAGCCCUUUACCUAAACGAUGGCUUUGUGGAGUUUGCCUUUGAUCUGGGCAGUGGUCCAGCUUUAGUCAGAAGUGAGCAUUCCCUCAGUCUGGGUCAAUGGCACACCAUCAAGAUCUCUCGAACAGCACGACUAGCGGUGCUCAAGGUGGAUCAGCACCAAGAGGUCAUGACCAUCUCGUCAAAUGGCUUUUGGCACUUGUCGCUGGAACAGAAUCUCUUUGUGGGUGGCGUCAACCAUGUGGAUCGCCUGCCCCUGGACCUCAAGUACAAACCUUUCUUUGUUGGGUGCAUCCAGAAGAUUGACAUCAAUGGCCACUCGCUGGGCAUUGUGGCGGAGGCUCUGGGCGGCAGCAACAUCGGCAACUGCCCCCACGCCUGUGUGGCGCGACCCUGCGGCCCACUGGCAGAGUGUGUGCCCCAAAUGGAGAGCUACGAGUGCCGCUGCAGCAUCCACAACGAGCGCUGCAACAAGGCCGCCGAGGUGCCGCCCGAGCAGCUGCCCGAGCUGGCCCUCCACAAGUCCAAGGUCCUCGAGACGAAGGACAAUGGCGAGGCGGUGAAGAAGGUGUCUGGCCUGGCGCACAAGAAGCAUUCCAAGAAGCACAGGAAUUUGCAUAAGCUAACCCCUGCCAAGAGCACAAGUAGCACCACAUCCACCACCACCACCACCAUCACCUCUACCACAACCACUGAAAAUCCCGAGGGGUUGGAGGAAGCCACUGCGGGGGCGCUAAGCAACGAGGAAAUCGAAGAUGAUAUCAUAUUCCGCUUUGUGCAGCAGCAGCAGCAGCAGAAGGAGCUCAAGGAGCAGCAGCAGCAGACGUCCACUCCUGCCCCAUCCACAAGCACCGCUUCACCCAAACCCAAAGCCAAGCCCAGGUUUGCUGGGAAGCACCAUGCCAGCAAGCAUGAACACCACCAGAAGCCCAAUGCCGCCUUCACCCACAAACUGAGUCGCCUGCCCACCCACUACGAGAGUUUCCAGACGAACCCCGACAGCGACAUCCUUACCUUCGAGGAUAACAACGACUGGGUGGCCAGUCUGCAGCAGCAGGAGUACGGCGAUGCCAUGGCGGCCAGCCAGUCGCCAUUGAUUGCGGAGGACGGAAACCCUGGUAACCCCCAAUCAAGUGACAGCAAUAACAAUAACAACGAAGAAGACGAUGAGAACGCCUUUGUGUUCGAUGAGUCGCUGUUCGACGCCUCCGAUGGAACGGAGGAGUACCAGCGCAAGCAGCUGGCCCAGGACAUGAAGCGCAUCAUGUCCAACUCGAAUGCGCACUCGAGUCACAAGAAGGCGGAGGUCCAGUUCCCCUCGCAGCCCAGUCAAGAUGGGGGUUUGCCCAACGAAGACACCUCUCAGUACAGCGACGAUUACAACGAUGAUGAGCUUCUCACGCCUGUGCUGCAGUCCGGGGAGGAAGUCAAGUCCAGCACACCCCAGACCCACACCGAUUGGAGUCUCCUCAAGAAGUUCGACCUAUCCGCCGAGCAUCAAACGCAGAUCCAGGGGGUACGCAAGAACUUUGGGGCCUGCUUUGCCGGCAGCGACAGCUAUUUCCACUACAACGACGCGGACACCAUGAGCCAGGUGAUCAGCUACAGCAUCGACCUCAACCUGCGCAUCAAGACGCACUCGGAGAACGGGGUGAUCCUGUGGACGGGACGCCAGGGAACGACGGAGGAGCACGACGACUACCUUUCGCUAGGCAUCGAACAGGGGUACUUACACUUCCGCUAUGAUUUGGGAUCUGGCGAGGUUGACAUCCGCUUCAAUGGCACCAAGGUCAGCGAUGGCCUGUGGCAUCGUGUGAGAGCUAUAAGAAACUCUCAAGAGGGCUACCUAGAGGUGGAUGGAAGAAAGACAGCCACACUGAGAGCCCCUGGCAAACUACGCCAGCUAAACACAGACACGGGCCUGUAUGUGGGUGGCAUGCCCGACGUGGGAUACUUUACGCACCAGCGCUACUUCAGCGGAAUCGUCGGAUGCAUCUCGGAAAUCGUCCUAGCCGGCGAAAUGAAACUGAACUUCGACCCCAACACGCUGGGAACGGAGCACAAUGUGGAGACGGGCCUCCUAUGAAACGCUGCACGCACGCCUCAAGACUUUUGAUAUCGACUAGUUUAAAUGUUAUGUUAACCACACAAAUGUCCUUCGUCGGUUUGUGUUUGUACAAAUACGCUUUUAAAACAAAAAAAAACAGAGAGAGAGAGAGUUAGGGUGAGGAACAUUUUUUUACACCAGGUGACGCAGGAGUGACGAACUAAAUCUAGAAGGGAAACAUACUACAUAUUAUAUACAAGCAUAUUGAGUAUAUACAAAGGCAUACAUAGAUAUAUAUAUAUUUAAAAGCAGAGGAAACGAAAAACCAAAAACCAAAACCCAGAAACCAAAAAAACCAAGGCACGCUUCUUAUAGAGCCUGUGACUGUCAAUACUUCAGAUCGGAAUAGUUUAUAUAUAACUUUAGCAAAGGAUUUAUAUCGGAGGAGUAUGUCAUAUAGAAUAUGAAACGAGAUAUAAGAGCGGAAAAAUCUGAGUAACCAAGCUGUCCAUUUGGCGCGAAAAUUGACGAUUAACGAAUAUCGAUAGCGAUACUUUAGUGUGUGGUCGCUUUUUUUGAACGAACCGUUACGCUUUAAAUGCAGAGCUGCCAUCUUUUUGUACCACACACACACAGUAACACAGAUACACACACAGAUACAAUACACAUACUAACACGCACUCGAACUAACACGGCUACAAAUGCAAAUUGGCAAUUCUUUCGUUUUUCGCAUUGCUGUACCUUAAACUAUGAACUGUAAACUGUAUAACUGUACAUUCUGUACUAUUUGGCGCUUCUUGGAAGGUCUAGUCCAAAAAUCGAACGAAUCAAAGACCGGAAGUUGGUGGAUGAGAUACGAUGAGAUGAUGUGAGUUAGGAUGAGGAAACAAACAUAUUAAGUGGUAAGUUAAUAAAUGUGUAGCGUGUACUAGAUCGUAAGUCAGCACACUCGAAAACACACACAAACACACUCGGUCACAUACACACGCCUGCCUAUAUUAACUUUUAUAUCAAAAUCGUAAGAUACUAAAGACACCAAAGAAACUUAAGACAUACGUAAGGACACCAAACACUCGAACACACACGCUGAACCAGAUUAAAAAAAACUUGUGAGCGAUUUUUAACAAUUUAUACUAAACAAUACAACACACACUACAACCACUAAACAGAGACAACAACAACAACAACAACUAGCUAAUGGAAACCAAACAAAAAAAACGAACGCAAAGCAAUUUAACAAUCCCAUAGCGAAAUUUUAAAAUGCGAGACAAACAACUAAUCCGAAUAGCCUGUUGAAACAAUUGUAAAA